GCUAAGGGGCGGGAAAAUUGUCCAAGGAGCCCCUCCGUGGAGAAGCCGAGACGCUGGAAGGUUGCUGGCGCAGUUUUAGAGGGCGGCGUCAGGCUGGAAGUUUGCUGGCGCAGCCGUGGAGGGCGGCGUCACUGAGCCGCGCCAGCGGAGCCGGGUACAGCCCCGCUCCUCUCGCCUGCCUUCUCUGGGGCUUGCUUCUUCACCAGGCGUCCGUCGAGCCUUUUCCAUGUCCCCGGUGGACGCAGCCCUUCGCAACGUCCACCCCAUGGCCACUAGCCUGAGGAGGCCGUCUUUCACCGCCUGUUCUUCCUCCCCUCCGGACGCGGACGACGAGGGUGUGCGCGGCACUUGCGGAGAUGCUUCUCUGUGCAAGCGGUACCUGCCCGGCGUGGGGUUAGGGGCCGGCUUCCCCUGGGUGCUGGGGCCUAGAUGUGCAGUGAGCAGUGGCUACUGGCAGGACCCUUGCAUCCCGCAUUUGGUGAGACUGUCUAAAGAGAGGAAGGCCCCCAAAUUAACAGAGGAUAUUUUGCUUGUGUCCACGGCGUCAGUCAGCUUAUCAAGACGUUUCUAUGGAAGACAGGAUGCAACUGUCAAAUUCUAAACCUUGGGGCUGGGGUGGAUACCACCUUCUGGAGCUUAAAGGUACAUGAAAAUGUCCCCUCUUCUCUCUCCAGGGGAUUAAACUUCAUUUUGUGAAAUUACCUGGUUAGGAAACUUGAAAAAUAUGUAUAUAUAUUGAAAUCUAUAUAUAAAAAGGAUGCAGUGUCACCCUGUCUCCACCCUAUUUGAGGUUCCCCACCCCCAACACCACCCAUCAACCUGGUACUGGAUCCCACCAGGGCCCUAGUGGAGACAUGUGGGUUGCUUCUCACCUUUUGCUCUUAAGCCACCCUGUUAAACGGGGUUAUAAUACAAAUCUUUGGGUACAUUUCCCUCGGUGUCUGGGGCACUACAUCAAGAGAAAAAAUUCUGUUCCAGUGGAAGGAACUGCUGAGACAAGGAAUGUGUGUUUGUACUUUGGACAGUAAUGUAAGGUUUUUGGUCAUCAUAACAGUCUUCCCUAAUAUUUGGCCCUUGCAGGACUGGGUAAUGAUUUCACGAUGCAGAGCCCCUUUGGAGUCAUUUGGCAAUUUGUUUCCUCCACUGCACCAUUAGGGUUGAAGGGCAGGUGUAAUGACACUCCCAGGAAAGCAACCCUGGGGCCAGUUAGUGGCAGAACCAGGAUAAGGUUCUGGUGUUUGAUUCCUGGGCUGGAAUAGUAUCACCAAACCUUUUCCUACAGAUAUCUCACUGAUUGCAUUUUCUUUCUUUCUCUGUCCUUCUUCCUUCCUGUGUGUGUGUGUGUGUGUGUGUGUGUGUGUGUGUGUGUGUGUGUGUACAAAUUUUUCUUGUUCUGUCAGGUCGGUCACGUAACAGUAACAGCCAUGUGCAUUUCCCCAGAUUUCUUGCAGACUUAGACCAAGAGAAGCUGUAGAGUGGAGAGGCAUGUAGGCAUAACUCACCCUGCAGUAGCUAUUCUGUCCUUCUAUCAGCUUAGACACUUGACCAUAAUGGCUACAUGCACUUCUCCAGAUUUCAUGCAGACUUAGACCAAGAGAAACUGUAGAGUGGAGAGGCAUGUAGGCAUAACCUGACCUGUAGUAUCUAUUUUGUCCCUCAUGAGAUCACUGGAUAAGAAGGUCUUUGGUCAUCAGCGCUUCCAACCUUUUCCUUCCUUGAGAAUCCGUAGCCUCAAUGUGGCCCUAGUGUUUACAGUUUGCCUCUGUAUUCUUCCUUCUGGAGACGAUAACUAGCAUGUAGGAAGUGCUUUUACACAGAUGACCUCAUGAAUUAACAGGAGAGCUGUUGUGCAGAGGCGGGGCAGGGGCCAGGCGCUUACACAUAUGCAGGAAGUGGGGCUUUGAAGCAAAUGCUGCCCUCUGCCCAUCAAACUGCGGAUUUCCUCCUCUUUCCUCUGCCCUCAG
Molecule: messenger RNA, 1964 nt
Organism: Sus scrofa (pig)
Lineage: Eukaryota; Metazoa; Chordata; Mammalia; Artiodactyla; Suidae
Source: RefSeq, a predicted model, not a curated record